Molecule: messenger RNA, 1234 nt
Organism: Gossypium raimondii (Peruvian cotton)
Lineage: Eukaryota; Viridiplantae; Streptophyta; Magnoliopsida; Malvales; Malvaceae
Exons: 6
Coding region: 412-1035 (207 amino acids)
Molecular function (GO): S-adenosylmethionine-dependent methyltransferase activity
Source: RefSeq, a predicted model, not a curated record
UUUCCCCAAAGAAAAUCUUUCGGUUUUUUUCUUCUUUUUCCCAACUUUCUCUAAACUUUCUAUGAGGAAAAUAUAAAAAAGGAAAAUCUCAAGGAUUAAAGGCUAGUAAAGAAAAGGCUGCCCAGAAAUACUGAAGGAAAGAAACAAUCAGAAUAAUCAGCUAAUAAUAAGCAAAUGAGCAUAACUUUACCAAUGAAGUUGUUAUUGCCUUUAACAACUCCAAUCAGAAUUCCAUCUUCUUCUUAUUACACUUCUUUUCUCUCUUCUGCAAACCCUAAUUUUACUUUCUCCUCUUCUUCUCAUCACUCACGUACUUUCAGAAGAAACCCACAUUUUUUCUCCAAGAAAAAGGGAUUCUGUUUUUAUGUACUGGUUUAGUGGAUUUGUGUGCAUACAAGAAGAGAUCAAGAGAUGGAUGGCUAUAGAUAUGAAGAGGAGAAUGCAGUUUGCUUAGUUAGUUCUGAUGAAGAUACUGGGAUGCAAAUUCCUACACAAGUCCAAUCUAUUGUGGAAGGAUCAGGGGCAGUUACGGUUUCAAAGUUGAAACCGGUUCCUGAUGUAGAUUAUUUGCAGGAGUUAUUAGCAAUUCAGCAACAAGGGCCUAGAUCUAUUGGGUUUUUUGGAACUCGGAAUAUGGGAUUUAUGCACCAAGAGCUCAUUGAGAUUCUUAGUUAUGCAUUAGUUAUAACUAAAAACCAUAUUUUCACAUCAGGUGCAUCAGGUACUAAUGCAGCUGUCAUCAGAGGUGCUUUAAGAGCAGAGAAACCAGAGUUGCUUACAGUAAUAUUACCACAGAGCUUGAAGAAACAACCUCCUGAGAGUCAGGAAUUGUUGGAAAAGGUGCAAACUGUGAUAGAGAAGCCCUAUAAUGAUCAUCUACCUUUGAUAGAAGCCAGCAGGCUGUGUAAUAGGGACAUCAUUUCACAUGUACAGCAAGUCAUUUGCUUUGCCUUCCAUGAUAGCAAGUUGUUGAUGGAAACAUGCCAAGAAGCCAAGAAUCUCAGAAAAAUUGUGACUCUUUUUUACCUGGACUGAAACAUUGCCUUCUAAUGUCUAUAUAAAUCAUUUAGAGACAGAGCUUUUGCCUGUAAAUUAUACAUAUUGGUUAACCAUUUUCCCCUCUGUAGAGUCAACAAUGAGAAUGGGGGGCUAGUUUUCUCCUCCUCUCAUUGCAGGUAAAGUGGAUUUCUUAUUGGUUCAUUGAAUAUAUUGGAAGGAAAUAAUUAUAAAUGCA